GAAGUGAGGUGAGGCAUUUCCGGCGGCUUGCUGCAGGCGCGGGGGCUACCCAUGGCGGGGUUCUUGAAGCUGGUGUGUGCUUCCUUUCAGCGUAAAGGGUUCCACACUGCCAGGAGUCACUGCAAGAAUCGGACAGGUGCUGAGCACCUGUGGCUGACUCGGCAUCUUAGGGACCCAUUUGUGAAGGCUGCGAAGGUGGAGAGUUAUCGGUGUCGAAGCGCCUUCAAGCUCCUGGAGAUGAAUGAGAGGCAUCAGAUUCUGCGGCCUGGCCUUCGGGUGUUAGACUGUGGGGCAGCUCCUGGGGCGUGGAGUCAGGUGGCGGUGCGGAAAGUCAAUGCCACAGGCACAGAUCUCAGCUCUCCUGUUGGCUUUGUGCUUGGGGUGGAUCUUCUUCACAUACUCCCCCUGGAAGGAGCAACUUUUCUGUGUCCUGCUGAUGUGACUGACCCAAGAACCUCACAGAGAAUCCUAGAACUGCUUCCUGGCGGGAGAGCAGAUGUGAUUCUGAGUGACAUGGCGCCCAAUGCCACAGGGGUCAGGGACCUCGAUCACGACAGGCUCAUCAGCCUGUGCCUGUCCCUUCUGGGCAUGACCCCAGACAUCCUCCACCCUGGGGGAACAUUCCUUUGUAAAACAUGGGCUGGAAGUCAAAGCCGUCAGUUACAGAGUAGACUGACAGAGGAAUUCCAGAGUGUAAGGAUCAUCAAACCGGAAGCCAGCAGGAAAGAAUCAUCAGAAAUGUACUUCUUGGCCACACAAUACCAUGGAAGGAAGGGCACUGUGAAGCAGUGAGGAUUUCUUGUGCCAUUUUCAUAGUGGUUAUUAGCUCCUUUUAAGCUCUAAAUGUAGGUUGAGCUCCUUCCUGAGAAGUUCCUGGGAGAUCUGAGCUUAUCUGGGAGAUGGAACAGGUCAAGUUUCACCAUGUUGGCCAGGCUGGUCUUGAACUCCUGACCUCAGGUGAGAGAGGGAGUUUUUCUCUCUCUUUCUCCCUCUGUCUCUCUUUAACCAAAAAGAGAUGACAAAAGUAAAUUCAGGGACUAUGGAAAAUGAAAAAGUCCUCUAUAUCGUGAUUUGUGAAGAUAAAGUUACCAAGAAAAAGAGAUAGGUGAGGAUAGAAGGAUGAAGAAAGACAGACUAUAGGAAGGAUCAGAAGGGAUUCGUUGAGGCAGGGAUGGGUAUGCCCAUGUGUGCCUUCAUCUUAUAGACUGUUAAACUGUUACACAGAAACAGGUGUAAGAACAUCCACAGGUUUCCAGUUAUUCGUUUAGCUGUUUAGUGUAAAGUAAAAAAUCUGGAGGCUGGGUGAGGCUACUCACACCUGUAAUCCCAGGGCUUUGGGAGGCUGAGACAGGGGGAUCACUUGAGGUCAGGAGUUCAAGACCAGCCUGACCGAAAGUGCCCCCCAUCUCUACAAACAUGGAGAAACAACCAAACCAAAAGAAGAAUCUGAAAUUUCCAUCUGGUGGAUUAACUUCUGUCUUUCUGGUGAAUAAUCUAGAAAUUCAUGCAUUCUUCAAGCAGCAAGAGUUCCCAGAGCAAUUAGGGAAGACGUAUUGUUUCAUUUAUGCAUGUGGUGAGUGUGCUUUGGUUUGUGCUGGAAAUAAAUACUGGUGUCUGGGCUCCCAAGACCAUAAAGGUAAUUGCCAAAGCAAGCAGUGAUGUGGUGUGUUUAUUUUCUUUUACUCUUCUCGGAACUUGAUGCAGCUUUAUAUUUUAAUAAAAUAAUAGAGAUUGCAUUAUUUUA
Messenger RNA from Callithrix jacchus (white-tufted-ear marmoset), 1744 nucleotides. RefSeq names its product mitochondrial rRNA methyltransferase 2 (gene MRM2). Gene Ontology annotation, cellular component: mitochondrion. Lineage: Eukaryota; Metazoa; Chordata; Mammalia; Primates; Cebidae. Gene Ontology annotation, biological process: RNA methylation. The record is from RefSeq and is a predicted model, not a curated record. Gene Ontology annotation, molecular function: rRNA (uridine-2'-O-ribose)-methyltransferase activity.